Kluyveromyces lactis is the source of this 1023-nucleotide messenger RNA. RefSeq names its product NMT1/THI5 family protein. Gene Ontology annotation, biological process: thiamine biosynthetic process. The coding region runs from base 1 to 1023 and encodes 340 amino acids. Lineage: Eukaryota; Fungi; Ascomycota; Saccharomycetes; Saccharomycetales; Saccharomycetaceae. The record is from RefSeq and is a predicted model, not a curated record. The transcript has a single exon.
AUGUCUUCAGACAAAAUCACAUUUUUAUUAAACUGGCAAGCUGCCCCAUACCAUGUCCCAGUCUAUUUGGCUUCCAUGAAAGGCUAUUUUAAAGAACAAGGAAUUGAUGUCGCUAUUCUAGAACCAAGUAACCCAUCUGAUGUGACUGAAUUGAUUGGUUCGGGUAAAGUUGACAUGGGUCUAAAGGCUAUGAUCCAUACCCUUGCUGCUAAGGCCAGAGGUUACGAUGUCACUUCUAUCGCUUCUUUAUUGGACGAGCCAUUCACCGGUGUCUUGUACUUGGAAGGUAGCGGUAUUACCCAAGACUUCAACUCUUUGAAGGGUAAGAAAAUCGGAUACGUUGGUGAAUUCGGUAAGAUUCAAAUCGAUGAAUUGACCAAACAUUACGGUAUGAAACCAACGGAUUACGAAGCUGUCAGAUGUGGUAUGAACGUUGCCAAAUACAUCAUUGAAGGUAAGAUCGAUGCUGGUGUUGGUAUUGAAUGUAUGCAACAAGUUCAACUUGAAGAAUACUUGAAGGAAAAAGGCAGAGAUCCAAAGGACGCUAAGAUGUUGAGAAUUGACGAACUUGCAUGUUUGGGAUGUUGUUGUUUCUGUACCAUCUUGUACAUCGCCAAUGACAAAUUCUUGGCUGAAAACCCUGUCAAGGUUAAGAAGUUCUUGAAUGCUAUCAAGAAAGCAACUGACUUGGUUUUGCAAGAUCCUGAACAAGCAUGGAAGGAUUACGUUGACUUCAAGCCUCAAUUGAACGACCCAUUGAGUUACAAGCAAUUCCAAAGAUGUUUCGCUUACUUCUCCUCUUCCUUGUACAACGUCCAUCGUGACUGGAGAAAGGUUACUGCUUACGGUAAGCGUUUGGAUAUCCUUCCAACUGAUUUCAAAUCAAACUACACUAACGAGUACUUGUCCUGGGAAGAACCUACCGAAGUUGAUGAUCCAUUAGCUGCUCAAAGAUUAAUCAAAGCCCAUCAAGAAGCUUGCAGAGACCAAGGUGGUUUCUUCAAGAGAGUUGAGCUAAAAUAA